Sipha flava (yellow sugarcane aphid) is the source of this 822-nucleotide messenger RNA. RefSeq lists its product as uncharacterized. The transcript is spliced from 6 exons. The coding region runs from base 1 to 822 and encodes 273 amino acids. NCBI's taxonomy places the organism in Eukaryota, Metazoa, Arthropoda, Insecta, Hemiptera, Aphididae. The record is from RefSeq and is a predicted model, not a curated record.
AUGGCGAAGAUCACCGACAACAAGUUGAAAGUAGCACAGUUGAAAAGGUCUGCCAACACGAAAAAAUCAAAGAUUAGUAUCUUAUAUUAUCAGAAUGUGUAUAAGUCUGGUAAAAAAUCUUUGGGUCGAAAAUCAAUUGCAAAAAAAUUGACAACUAAAAAGAAAAGUGCAUUAGAUAAAAAGGUCGUAGCAGAUUCCAAAAGAAUAGACGAUAACGCAAUUGAAGGAAUUAACAACGGCAAGAAAAUUAAUGAGACUUUGAUGCAAGACACGCGAGCAUCACCGUUGACGUAUGAGAUUAUUGAUGAGCAACAUACGUAUAAAGAGCCGAAACAACUUUACUUCGAGUCUAUUACCGAAUUAGAGGAGGUGGUAUUGCAAUUUUGUAUUAAAAUGAUCAAUCAAACUCAUCAGCAGAUCAUUCAGCUUAAAAUCGACCAGCUAAAGUCAAAUAUCGAUGAACCGGAGAGUCCGACUGAUGAGGUUGAGCUAAAUACAAUUAUCAACGAACAGCGGGAUCCAAAGGUUGGUGAGCCAGAUGUACAGACUGACGAGUCAAAGUUAAAAAUUGACGAGUUGGAACCACUGCAUGAUGAACCGGAGCAAAAUGAAAAAAUCAACGAGCAAAAUCUUCUAUACGACUCAUUUUCACUGAGUUCUCGAACCACUAUUACAGAUGCAAUGAAUGCUAAAAUGCAUGAGUAUUUAAAAACUGCAAAGAGCUGGUACGAGUAUUUCCAACAGGACCGUUUCGUAUUAGGUUAUUUGGGAUUCACAGUAGUGUGUAUUGGUAUAAACUACUACUUUUGUAGAGUGUAUUAA